Molecule: messenger RNA, 2821 nt
Organism: Brachypodium distachyon (stiff brome)
Lineage: Eukaryota; Viridiplantae; Streptophyta; Magnoliopsida; Poales; Poaceae
Product: protein fluG
Exons: 18
Coding region: 139-2667 (842 amino acids)
Molecular function (GO): hydrolase activity; glutamine synthetase activity
Source: RefSeq, a predicted model, not a curated record
AAAAACGCUCCCCAGCCUGAGAGCCAUUUUCCAUUCCGUGGUCGUGGAGUGUACCAGUCCAGAAGGCCGGUCAGGUUUUCGCAGUCAAACGAGGCGCCGCCCACCGUAGGAGAAGGAGAAUCUCGGAGCGUGGAGGAGAUGGAGGGCAAGUACGCCGAGCUGCGACGCGCGGCGGAGGAGACGCCGGCGGUGGACGCGCACGCGCACAACCUCGUCGCCGCGGGCUCCUCCUUCCCCUUCCUCCGCUGCUUCUCCGAGGCCCAAGGCGACGCGCUCGCCUUCGCCCCCCACUCCCUCUCCUUCAAGAGGAGCUUGAAGGACAUUGCUGCGUUGUACAACUGUGAAGCCUCACUUGAGAAGGUGGAGGAGUUCAGACGGGCCGAAGGGUUGUCAUCGAUCAGUUCAAAAUGCUUCCAAGCUGCCAAUAUAUCUGCAAUCCUCAUGGAUGAUGGCAUAGUAUUUGACAAAAUGCUUGAACUGGAGUCCCACAAGGAUUUUGUUCCCACGGUUGGCAGAGUUCUGAGAAUCGAAUGGCUGGCUGAAACGAUUAUUAAUGACGAUUCAUUCAGUGGAUCAACCUGGACAUUGGACUCGUUCACUGAAACUUUUGUGUCCAAGCUCAAAUCAGUUGCCAACAAAAUUGUUGGGUUGAAAAGCAUAGCUGCAUACAGAAGUGGCUUAGAGAUCGAUCCAUGUGUUAGCAAGACAGAUGCGGAGGAUGGUCUUCGUAAGGAGCUGACAGGUCAAAGACCUCUUCGGAUUACAAAUAAGAGCCUGAUUGACUAUCUAUUUACGUGUAGUCUUGAAAUUGCGGUGCUGUUUCACUUACCAAUGCAGAUUCACACAGGCUUUGGAGAUAAAGACCUAGACUUGAGAAAGUGCAACCCUCUGCAUCUGCGUGCUGUUCUUGACGACGAAAGAUUUGCUAAGUGCCAACUAGUUCUUUUACAUGCUUCUUAUCCAUUUUCGAAGGAAGCCUCCUAUCUUGCAUCUGUUUACUCCCAGGUCUAUCUUGAUUUUGGCUUGGCAAUUCCAAAACUUAGCGUUCAAGGAAUGACAUCAUCACUUAAAGAGCUUCUGGAGCUAGCUCCCAUAAAGAAGGUCAUGUUCAGUACAGAUGGAUAUGCUUUUCCGGAGACAUAUUAUCUAGGUGCGAGAAGGGCACGCGAUGUUGUUUACCAUGUCCUAUCAGCAGCAUGUGAAGAUGGUGAUCUUAGCAUUCAGGAAGCUAUUGAAGCAGUUGAUGACAUCUUUAGAAGAAAUGCAUUGGAUCUUUACAAGAUGAAUGUUGCCAAUGGAACAAUCCAUCAGAAAACUACCAUAUCUAACAGUAGGAUAUCAUCAUCUUCCGUUGAGAAAGAUGUGCUCUUCGUUCGAAUUGUCUGGAAUGAUGCUUCAGGUCAACAUAGAUGCCGUGUCGUGCCAGCAGGAAGAUUUUACGAGAUUGCAAGGAACAAGGGUGUUGGUCUGACUUUUGCAUCAAUGGGAAUGACUUCCUUUUGUGAUGGCCCAGCUGAUGGGACGAACCUGACUGGUGUAGGCGAGAUCAGGCUUGUGCCAGAUAUGUCAACACUUUUGAGGCUCCCAUGGUCAAGACGCGAGCAAAUGGUGAUGGCUGACAUGCAAAUAAGGCCUGGAGAACCCUGGGAAUAUUGUCCUAGAAAUGUCUUGAGAAAAGUCACGAAAGUUCUGCUAGAUGAAUUCAAUGUGACAAUGAAGGCAGGUUUUGAGAAUGAGUUUUAUCUCCGCAAAAAAUUAGUAAGUGAGGGACACGAGCAAUGGGUUCCAUAUGAUAAUAGCAGUUACUGCUCAACUUCAUCAUUUGAUGGUGCCUCUUCUAUACUACAAGAAGUAUAUUCUUCUCUUAAGGCGGCAGACAUUGUGGUUGAGCAGCUGCAUGCUGAAGCUGGGAAAGGGCAGUUUGAGGUAGCCUUGAAGUAUGUGCUGUGCACUCUUGCUGCUGACAAUCUGAUAUAUGCUCGUGAGAUUAUUAAAUCAGUUGCUCGAAAGCACGGAUUGAUAGCAACGUUUCUUCCAAAACCUGACAUGAAUGAUAUCGGAUCUGGUUCUCAUGUGCAUCUUAGUUUAUGGAAGAAUGAUCAAAAUGUUUUUAUGGGAUCAAAUGAAUACAAUUUCUAUGGAAUGUCUAAUGUUGGAGAACAAUUCCUUGCUGGAGUAUAUCAUCAUCUUUCAUCAAUCUUGGCGUUUACCGCUCCUCACCCUAACAGCUACGAUCGAAUCCAGCCAAAUACAUGGAGUGGAGCUUAUCUAUGCUGGGGGAAAGAAAACCGGGAGGCUCCACUGAGAACCGCAUGCCCACCUGGUGUGCCUCUCGAUUUGGUCAGCAAUUUCGAAAUUAAAUCAUUUGAUGGGUGCGCAAAUCCACACUUGGGUCUUGCUGCUAUUGUUGCUGCUGGGAUUGAUGGGCUCAGGAGAGGCCUUAAGUUGCCUGAACCAAUUGAAUCAAAUCCUGCAGAUUAUGCUUCGAAGCUCAAAAGGCUGCCACAGGACCUGCUGGAAUCUGUAGAAUCACUUGCUACAGACAAAACUUUACAUGAACUUAUUGGUGAUAAACUUAUUACGGCUGUUAUAGCUGUGCGAAAGGCUGAGAUUGAUCACUACUCGAAGAACCCAGGGGCAUUCAGCGAUCUCAUUCACCGCUACUAAGCUGAGUUAACUUUGUUUCAAGAUCACUUUUGGUGUCGCUGAAGGGUUACGUCAACAAACAAUGUUGUUGCCCUUCAAAUUGCUUAUUCUCAUGACUGAACUUGUAGUUCUCAGUAUUUUGCAGUUCAUAAUAAAGGGAUUUUAAAAUUAAAUA